Messenger RNA from Hypoxylon trugodes, 1106 nucleotides. RefSeq lists its product as uncharacterized. The transcript has a single exon. The record is from RefSeq and is a predicted model, not a curated record. Bases 15 to 1106 code for a protein of 363 amino acids. NCBI's taxonomy places the organism in Eukaryota, Fungi, Ascomycota, Sordariomycetes, Xylariales, Hypoxylaceae.
ACUCGUUUCCUUCCAUGGCACCUCCUCCCCCGGAGCCCUACACUUCCGCCUCCCGUCCUACCUACAGCCCCCGACCGCGUGCCGCCCCAUGGCCACCCCAAGAACAAUAUUUCCCAGAGCAGUCUACCGGCUACUACCCACCCCGAUACUACUCAAAUCAGAGGAGUCCUCCUCCUACUCCUCGUCGCACACCCCUAUACCGCGUCGUUACUCCCGGUGUUCCUUUCCAAGAGACCUUUGAAGAACUUCCUCCCAUGGCCUAUCCGCCUCAGCCUUCAAGAGGACGUGAUAACCCCUUUGACCCAAACUCAAGAUACUCGCCAUACGCAUCUUGGGUUCCACUCCGCCCAGCCCCAGUCCCAAGCCCAGCAUUCGCCAGACCCACCUACGAAGUCUACGAAACGCCCGAACCCGAGGGCCGGCGCACACCACCCCACCAACUCCCCCCCGAGCCCGCCGCACCACGAGCCUUAACGCCAAUCCUACCCGUAGACCUCUUCGAGCGUCCCGAAGCCCUAACCUUCCGCACACGCGAGGACCUACAAACACGUCUAGUCAGCACCUUCCGACCGCUAGUCGGCGUGCUAGGCGGUAUCGUAAAGCGCCACCUAAACCUAAAAAACCAACCCAAGGUCAAAUUCGACAUGUACCCAAUCCUGCUCAACGACACCCGACCGAUCCUAGCCAAGCGAAGCCAGACCUGGGACCGGGGUCCAAUCUUCCAAUUCACGAUCCCCCGCUCCCGGAUGCGGCCGCAGACGUUACAGGAUGUAAGCGACGCGCUCAAGGACGAAGCGUACAAUCAUGCGAACCCCUGGUACCGACAGGCUGGCUUCGUGUUCCGGGUUUCGACGCGUGGGGGCAAUAGGAGGGAGGGUCCGUUACGCAGGAUUCGGUAUUGGGUCCCGCCGGCUACGAUAUACGCUUUUGUGCGCCGGGCUGGAUAUCGCGCGGAGCAGGUUGUGCCGAUUCGGGAGGAUUUGGAGGAGUUGGAGUACCGACAGGACUUUGGUGAUACGAGUGAGGAUGAUCAGGAUGCGCUUGUGGAUGAUAUGUGGGAUUCUGUGAGGAAUAACAAUCAGGGAUUUCCUGGGGGAAGUAGUUAG